This is a messenger RNA of Ruditapes philippinarum (Manila clam), 2092 nucleotides long. RefSeq names its product glycoprotein 3-alpha-L-fucosyltransferase A-like. The coding region runs from base 166 to 1566 and encodes 466 amino acids. Gene Ontology annotation, molecular function: alpha-(1->3)-fucosyltransferase activity. Gene Ontology annotation, cellular component: membrane. The record is from RefSeq and is a predicted model, not a curated record. The transcript is spliced from 2 exons. Lineage: Eukaryota; Metazoa; Mollusca; Bivalvia; Venerida; Veneridae.
CUAUAAUAAAAUAAAACUGCCCAACAUAACACAACAGUUUCUAGUGAAAACUAGUUUUUUAUGUUUUGAAAAUGGACUUUGCAAUUAAUAACUCGGACGAAAACAAAUAAUAAGGACUUUUUUUUGUAAAUUAGACAUUGCUUUUAAUAAGAAAAAGUUAUCAUUAUGGAUAUGCGAAAUUGUGUGCGUACUGUUAGAUCAUUUAUCGUGCUAACAUGUUUUAUGUCUUUGAUUUCUUUAAACUUUUAUGUCAAUGUCUUGGAUGGAGUUGCAGACGACAAUUAUGCCCUAGAACUGUCACCGGACCACAGUUCACACACUGAUUCAAAGUAUUUGAUUUUAGGCUAUAAAAACAAUUCAAAAGUAAAGAAAGUUUCAAAACUACCUCCUGAAGUGACACCGCGAAAUUAUCUUGAGGCUCCUAAGACAUUUCGCAAUAGUGACUUUACACAAAAGACUGUGAUAUAUUCGAAGCCGCCAUCAUUGUGGCCGAGUUUAGAUAAUUAUGAAGAUGACAGAAUUCUGAAACAGUUGAAUCAUAAACCUGUUUCUGUAGAUAAUGUACAUUCUAUUCCAAUGAAAACCAUUUUGCUAUAUAAUGGUUAUAAAGAUUGGGGAGUAAAACCCGGGCGAGCUACUUUCCUGGAACAAAAGUGUCCCGUCAACAACUGUCAACUUACCGAUAGCAGACGAGCAGCUCACUCGGCAGAUGCCGUUCUUUUCCGUCAAAAUCCGAGAUUCCCUUGGUUUCGCCGACCUCCGAGUCAAAUUUGGAUUCUGUAUUUGCUGGAAGCUCCAUAUUUCACACCAAGUCUUCGAAAGUUUAAUGGACAUUUUAAUUGGACAGCGUCUUAUAGACAUGAUUCUGAUAUUGUAGCACCGUAUGAAAAGUUUGUAAAACACGACAAAACUAUUUCUAAUAUUCUUCCUAAAAUGACUAAAAACUACGCAGAAGGUAAAACUAAAAAGAUAGCUUGGUUUGUAUCUAACUGCCGGGCUACAAAUAAUAGACUCGAGUAUGCAAAGGAAUUGUCAAAAUUUAUGCAAGUGGAUAUUUUUGGAAAGUGUGGCGACAAGAAAUGCCCACGAGGUCAGAAUUCCUGCUCAGAAAUGUUAAAUAAAGAAUACAAAUUUUAUCUUUCCUUUGAAAAUUCAAACUGCAGGGAUUACAUAACAGAAAAGUUUUUCUUCACCGGUUUACAGCACGAUGUAAUUCCGAUAGUGAUGGGAGCGGCGCCGGAAGAUUACCGUCGGGUUUCACCACAUUAUUCGUUUAUUCACGUGGACGAAUACACGAGUCCUAGAGAUCUAGCUGAUUAUCUCAUAGACUUAGAUCAGAAUGAUCAUCUUUAUAACGAGUAUUUUAGAUGGAAGGGUUCAGGUAGUUUCAUUAACACAUUUUUCUGGUGUCGUGUAUGCGCCAUGUUACAUGACACAUCGCGCUCACAAACGAGUUAUGGAAACAUUGAAGAGUGGUGGAGAGGUCGAGAGGUGUGUAUAGGACGGGAUAAAUGGGGUCAACAUACACGUAGAGUACCCUAUAUAUCCGACUACUAUAAACAUUAGAAGAUAAAAUAAUUGUUUGAGGAAACAACGAUGACGACGACGACGACGACGAAAAACAUUGUUAACUCGUUGAACGGUGUACUCUUGUUAACUAACUUAAUAAGAACAUGUUAAUGUCUCACUUUUGUUCAUAAUUUAUUUAAGUUUGAUAUAUUUAUUUAUAUUUAUAUGUUAUAUUCUCAAUAUAAGUACAUUUUGUUUAUUCUGUUUUUUGAAAAUAAAUUUAUUGUUUAAACAAAAGUAUAUAUUUGAUUACGAAAUACACGUACGUGUAAAAUUUUACACGUCUGAGAUAUAUGUGUAGAGCCGUCCAUGUGGUGGCCAAUGCAAACUAUGUCAUGUUGAUUUAAUACUGUUUUGAGUCCACUGUUGACAUGGUUGAUUUGCAUAUUUAACAGCACCAAGAAACAAAAGAGCCGUGUCACGACAAAACCAAUAUAAUGGGUUUGCGACCAGCAUGGAUCCAGACCAGCCUGCGCAUCCGCGCAGUCUGAUCAGGAUCCAUGCUGUUCGCUUACAGACCCUA